Rhagoletis zephyria (snowberry fruit fly) is the source of this 4272-nucleotide messenger RNA. Its product is annotated as protein unc-93 homolog A. The record is from RefSeq and is a predicted model, not a curated record. Gene Ontology annotation, cellular component: striated muscle dense body; plasma membrane. Gene Ontology annotation, molecular function: potassium channel regulator activity. Gene Ontology annotation, biological process: regulation of potassium ion transport; regulation of muscle contraction. Lineage: Eukaryota; Metazoa; Arthropoda; Insecta; Diptera; Tephritidae.
UGGGGAAAAAAUACUUAAAUUUUCCUAAGUACAUCUUUGUGCAGCCGUUGUUUGCGUCACUUCCCCCAUUGUCUACAACUUGUUUUGGCGAAUCUGCUCGCCAGGGCGUCGUACGUAGAAAAAUCAAAGCAGUUUUGAUCGCCAACGCCUCGGCUGGAUGGCAGUACUAAAGGACAUAAAUGCUGAAUAAGUGCACAAAAGCAGCGUAUAAUUGUGCUACAAGCUAUUUGGCAUCUGGCGAUAAAUUAGUAAUUUGGAAAAUGUCAAAGAAAACAUUGGAAAAAUAACACCUGUUCACAAAGGAAAUAUUAGUAGUUAAAGAGCGGGAAAAAUGUGAAAGGAACUUACAAGUGGUACUUAUUGGUGGAAUUAAAAAAAAAAAAAAAAGUUGAUCCGACUACAUACAAUAAUAAAUUAAAUUAAUUCGAAAUGAAUGACAGUUUACGGUUCUGAUUGCAAUGCUUUCCACUGAUAGCAAUGAAUCACAGCAACUACUACAACUAUUUAUGUACAUUAUAAUGUCCACUGUCAAUGAACGUGUUCGUUACAAUACUAACAGAAAUAGAGACAUAUCCUAGAUACGUGUCGCUAACUUUCUUCAAAUCAACAACAGAUUAUACGCAAGGACACAUCUUAAAUUAGUUUUCUUUUAAACUCAGCUAACCGCACCAUUAGCGCUCAUUCAAGCGCGACUUCAUUGAUUGGCAAGUUUGUUUGUUGGGUGUCCGAAGCGAGAUGCACGUGGCUUGAAAGCAAUAAUCCCCGCUGAAAUACCUUAACAAGUUGUAUAUAAAUACUCAUAUAUUGGUGCCACUACUGCAAAAAGAACAACAGUACAUAAAAACAUACAAACGUACAUGAAAAAUAAAGAAACAGUGUAUAAAAUCCAGAAAAACACAAAAAUGUGAAAACAGUCGAGGUAAAAAUAGCACUUAUAACAAAAAAAUGUAUAAAACAUACCGACAGCAGGAGCAGCAAUAAAGUGAAUGUGUAUAUUCCGCAGUCUGUACCUUAAUUGAGGCUGAUCCCGCGCAAUCAACCGCAAAUGGUUGAUCAAAAAAGCCAAAACAAGUUAAGAACAUUUAAUUAAAAAUUUCGAAGCCUAUUUUGUAUCAGCACAAAGGAAACAAAAGCAAUGCUUGUGUUGGUAUCACAAAUGAGUCAAUAAACAAACACAAAGGCAAAGGCUCUUUCAUCUGCUAAGUAACAAACUAUUCGAAUACCUGUCUAAACAACAAUGUGUUACAUACAUCUUCUAUAUAUUUGCACGCAUAUAAGCGUAUGUAUAUGUAGUUUACUAUAUUAAUGUGCAUACUUGUCGAUGCUCCAUAUUCCUCAACGCUUUUCCCUCUAUCAAUAAGGCACCGCAUUGAGCAUCCUUGUUUGAAAUUUCUGAACGUCAAUCAUCAUGGGUAGCCUACCGAAUUUGCACGAGUUGGAGGAAAUAGAGCGCAGACGUGAGAAACGCCGUGAACGCGAGCAGCGUGAGCAACUGCGAGAGCAGCGGGCACGUGAUUCGAGUCGUGAACGUGAGCGGAUGGCCCUAUUCGCACAGCGCAAGCAAUCUUCCUACAACGCUUACCUAAUGGCUGGCUUGGGCAUGGGUGGAGGAACACUUGGCAUGGCUGCUGCUGUUGGAGCCUCACAUUUGACAAGUGCUGCAGCAGCAACUGGUGGCAUCGGUGCGGGCGCAAAUACAACUCCUACUACAGCUACGAACACUUUAAGUGGAUUUGCAGUGGGUGGUGCAGCGCUGCUUGGCUUAGGAACGCCUGCGCUGCUAACCAAGUAUCACCACCAACACCAACACCAACAUCAUCGACACUCAUUGACUACGCGACAUCGAGUGUUACGCACCCGAAGCUCGGGAGCGACACACAAUGUUUGGGAUGAACAAUUGAUGGAGCACCUCGCGGCCUACUCGCCGAUUUCGACGCGCUCUCACCGAAUCAAUCCGGUGUCAUCAUAUCAGGUGCAAGCUGCAUUGGCUGCCUCCCGUCGACGUGAAUCCAUCAACAGUUCGAUUGGUGCUGCAUCAAUAAGACGCCUCAUUACGUUAAAUAACCGUAACUGCCGACAUAAGAUUCCACCACACGUACGGCACAAAGUGUGCCAGAGUUUCAUCAGCCUAACGCUGGCGCAUGGACUAAUAUGUGCAGUCUUGCUGCCGCUCUUUGCGCUACAAGGUUCAAAUUCUGUGUGGCAUCAACGCGAGCAGUGGCUGCAUGUGGGACCAAAUAUCGGCUCGCUGCUGCUAAGCGGUUGCUUUUUUAUUUCCGCCGUUAUGUGCCUCUUUACCAAACGCCUUAUACAGAAAUUCGGUUAUACAUCAGUAAUUAGCACCAGCUAUGUUGCGACGGGAAUAUUUCUCUUAUGCCACCUGUUUCCCUCCAUCUUUACGCUGCUGCCAGCAUACAUGCUGCUUGGCGUCACUUAUAGUCCUUCGUGGGUAAGCAAAAUUGCACUAGUUGUGCACUAUGGCAGCAAGCUGAGUUGUUCGCAGCACGAAUGCAUGCACAGUUCAUCGCAUGUUUCGGACGUAAUGGAUGAGCACAAACUAUUCUGCAACCGCGAUCAGAAGGUUCGCCGUUUAGCGCGUUGGUUCCAGGUGGCUCAGGAUGCGGGAAUUAUAUUGGGCGCUUUACUGGCGUCAUUCACUCUCGCUUGUAGUUCCAGCGAUUGGAAUUGUUUCGAUAGUGGUGAGACGGUGACAUUAGAAACACAAGCCACUUCAUUACCCGGACAGAACCUAACUGAGCCACUUCCAAAGGCCAUGGCAGUGCGAUCGCAUUCUUACACAAUGACUGGUUUUUUGCCUAAUAUACCGGGUUACUUCGACGACUUUUAUUAUCAUAACGAACACGGCGAGAGGAUUUGUGGUGCCGACAUGUGUCCCGUUUGGUAUCAUGACAAUAGCUUCGACGACACUGGCAACGGAACCAAUGAAACCAUCUAUACGCAGUUCAUCAAUGAAAGAUCAACUGGUGGCGGGAUUACACUCAUAAGUGUGUACUUCCUGUUCAUAAUAGUUGCGGUAGGAUUAUCUUUCUUUGGUGGAAAAAUACAGGCCACUUUUCGGCGUGAUGUGCACUUAAAAGGCGUGACAGAUACGUUACUCUUCGCUGGACCGAUGGCGUAUUUUGUGGGCACCGAGCAGGCUUAUAUGCUGGGCGACUUUUUGCGGGCUUUCGUAUCAUGUUCACUGGGCAUUAGCAUGGUUGCAGGCGCAUUGGUCGGCAUGGGCAUCAUGCAAUGCAUAGUAUCCUGCACGCUGAGUAUGCUGCUGCGGCACACCAAGCGUAUUGUGGUCAUUUUGGCCGGCUUCUUCUUUCAAUCAUGCCUGCUGCUUGCAUUAUCCAGCUGGAAGCCCUCUAGCGAUGAUAUGGCGCUCUUUUACGUACUGGCCGCCUCGUGGGGUGCCUGUAACGGUAUGUGGGAGACGCUCUUGAUGGCCUUAAUCACAUUGAAUCAUGCCAAUCAUGUUACGGAGGUAACUAGUCCUUUACAGGGAAUGCGUUUCCUCGGAUUGGGCAUGACUUUCGCGGCGCAUGGCUUAAUGUGUGAGACGCCCAAGAUUAUCACCAUGGUUAUUAUGCUGGUGGUGAGUUUGCCGGCGUAUGCAAUGCUGGAAACUAGACUGGAAGCGCAGCGUAAAUUGCAAUUGAUCAAUUUAUGACGAAGCAUUUUCAGUUAGUCAAAAAUGCGUGGCACCAUGGCCAGAACUCAUACGAUGUAAAAGGGUCAUAAGCGGAAUUGUGGAAGGUGCAAGACAGCCGCGCGUCAGUGAGACUGUAGUGAGAGUAAAACAAUAUUAAGUUUAAAUUGAGCUAGCGAAAGUUUUUUUUACAUACCCAAAUACAUUAAUAGAUAUGUACCAUAUGUAUUAGGGUGAUUGACUCGGUUUUUCCGAAACGGUUUUAGCCAGUUUUUUCCAAAAUUUUUGGGCGAUUUUUUUGAAAUCGUAAUUUUUUUAAUAUCGUAUAAACCGGAGUUAUGUUAUCGAAUAAGCCGGGUUAUCUAGAGUAUUUAUACAAUUGCAUCUUAAAGUUCAUGCAAAUUCAUAUCGAGGGUUUAUAUUCAAUACCCUCUAUCUGCACUUUUCAUAAAAAUGAGAUUCUGAUAUAAAAAUCCACCUAAGACUUAACUGUCAAAGCUGAUGUUAAUUUACUAUUAUUGCAAAGUUAGAAUUAACAUCAGUGAUUACAGGUACGUCCCAGAUGAGUUCUACCAUCACAAAGUAGUUUUUGUUAAAACUGCAGAUAGAGGGUAUUG